CCUUUAGUGGAUCCCAAAAGUGAUGAAAUACUUGUGAAGAAUCUCUUUGUGGGCAUCAAUGCCACGGAUCUGAACAUCACUGCCGGACGCUAUUUCAAACACGACGACCCGCCCUAUCCCUUGGGCUUUGAAGCUCUGGGUCUAAUUGUUAAAACUGGAAGUGCUAUCACGAACUACAGUGUCGGUCAGUACCUGGUUGUCAAAUGUGGUCAACUGCGGGCAUAUUCAGAGUAUUUGUAUGUGACCUCUGCUGACGGCCUGACAGUCGUCCCAAAGCCAGACCCGGAAUACUUGGCUCUCUUCGGCACCAGUGGUUUGACGGCAUCCAUAGGUCUGUCCGAAGGCUCGCGUUUGGCUUCAGGAGAAAAAGUG
Molecule: messenger RNA, 372 nt
Organism: Oppiella nova
Lineage: Eukaryota; Metazoa; Arthropoda; Arachnida; Sarcoptiformes; Oppiidae
Source: the annotation of a GenBank genome assembly